ACAGUUCCCUCCGCCGAACUUACCCUGCGGGUGGGGCGGCCCGGGAGCCAGCGGGGCACGUGAGCGAUGGAGACCAUCUGGAUCUACCAGUUCCGCCUCAUAGUGAUCGGGGAUUCCACCGUUGGCAAGUCGUGCCUCCUGCACCGCUUCACCCAGGGCCGCUUCCCCGGGUUGCGCUCCCCCGCCUGCGACCCCACCGUCGGCGUGGACUUCUUCUCCCGCCUGCUCGAGAUCGAGCCUGGCAAGAGAAUCAAGCUGCAGCUCUGGGACACGGCGGGACAGGAGCGGUUCAGAUCAAUAACUCGAUCUUAUUACCGAAACUCAGUUGGUGGAUUUUUAGUAUUUGACAUUACCAACCGGCGAUCUUUUGAACAUGUGAAAGAUUGGCUAGAAGAAGCAAAACUGUAUGUACAGCCAUUUCGGAUUGUAUUUCUGCUAGUGGGACAUAAAUGUGAUUUAGCUUCACAACGUCAAGUUACAAGGGAAGAGGCUGAAAAACUAUCAGCAGACUGUGGAAUGAAAUAUAUAGAAACGUCAGCAAAGGAUGCAACAAAUGUUGAAGAAUCCUUCACAAUAUUGACAAGAGACAUAUAUGAACUUAUUAAAAAGGGAGAAAUUUGUAUUCAGGAUGGCUGGGAAGGGGUUAAAAGUGGUUUUGUUCCAAAUACUGUGCAUUCUUCUGAGGAAGCAGUAAAGCCCAGGAAAGAGUGCUUCUGCUGACUUCAAACAUGCCAAAGAACUAACAGGAACAGACUGGGUGUUAUUUCAGGAUAAAUACCAACAUUAACAGGAGAAUGAUGCAAGGAAAGCACUGAAAAGCCCACACUAAUGCUGUUUUAUAAGGUGUUUGAUUCACAGCACUUUGCUUACUUGUUACACUACCAGAUUGGGCAUUUUGCUAAAUUACCAGGCAGAGCAGACAACUUUUUCUUCAAACUGGCAUAUCUACAUAAUUACCUCCAUUCUCACUUUGAUAGCAUACAGCAGACAUUAGUGUCCAGCUAAGUCAAUAUUCCUCAUUUUUACUGACAGUUCAAAAUGGAUUUUUUGUACAUACAUAGUGAGAUUGAAAGAUUUUUAUCAGAAAUUGCAUUCUUUUGAGUUAAUUAAGAUUGAAUAGUAAAGUGCAUUUAAAAGGACACUGUUCACUUGCAAAGUAAACAAUCUCAGAAGUAUCAACUAGAUUUUAUGUAACAGUUUUCUUGUUUAGUGUAUCAGGGUUUUUUGGGGUUUUUUAAAAAUUGUUCUCUGAAAUACUUAUUCUCCCUUAAUUUUGCCUGUACUUAAGAAAAUAAGUUUUAUACUCAUUUUUAUUCCCUGAUUUAUUGCUUCUAGAAAUUUUGUUUUGCAAAGAUCUCCCUCCAAGGAUCCAAGCAAAAUAUUCUAAGCAAAUAUUUGUAAAAGUAAAAACGAAAGACCACUCAACAGCAAAUGUUUGCUGUUACAGUAUACUGUUUGUAUUUGGACAAGAAAAACAUAAUUUAUUUAUAUACUGACCUUUUCAAAGACAGUAAAUGCAAUUUUCCUUGAACUAUUGUCAAAAUUAUCAAUAUAGGUAAAUAUGGAAUGCUUUUAAUAAUAGCAUUUUUGUCUGAGUAAAUUCCCAAAUUUCUUCAUUUUCAAUACAAGAAGAGUGUAUAAAAAAUUUUUUCUGGAUGAGGAAAAUUGAUUAAAUAUUUGACAUAUUUAGCAUUCAGAUUACAUUUUACAAUUUCAUCAAGAUAAGUCAAGAUAGAAUAAUUCAGUCAAGGCAGUAAAAUGACUUUUGAGUUUCCUAAUUUUUUUUUUUGGCCGGGGCUGGGUUUGAACCCACCAACUCCGGUAUAUGGGGCCGGCACCCUAUUCCUUUGAGCCACAGGCGCCGCCCUUGAGUUUUCUAAUUUUUAAUUUAUUGAUUAAACUCCCCUCCUGGAAGGGAUAUUUUGAUCAUAAUUCAGAUAUUUAUAAUGUGCUCUGUUCCAUAAACUAACUCCUCAUCACAAAGGAGUACCAAAUGACACUGCAUUUUUGGAAUCAUAAGUUUUUUUUAUUAUUAAACUAUAUACAAUUGUUUCCUUUAUUUGAAAACCAAAGUGAUACAGUAGAAAGAAUAUUUAAGAAGAAAUCAGAAAACUUGGUUUGAAACUUGCCUUUACAGUACCAAUAUUUGACUAUGAGUAAGUCAUGUGACCUCUCUAAGCAUCAUUUUUCUCAUCUGUAAAAAUGAAGCUAAUGACCUGAGUUAUUAUUGUGUUUCCUGGAAUUAUUUUGAAAAUCAAGUGAAUGAUGCAAAAAAGCUUUGUAAAUAGAGAAAGUAUUACACAAAUGUGAAAUUGAUAUACUAUUAUAUUUAUAAUGGAUGAGAACUUUGUUUUCUUGUGUUCUUUCCUUUCAUUCCUAUGCGGAGGAAGCAGAAGGGAUGUGUUUCUGUGGACCUGGUGAAAUUCUUGGUUGUAGUUUAUCCUCUUGCCCUUUACCCUGAAACAUUGCUCCUUCCAAGUGGAAAUGAUAGGGAGUGAAGUCCUUGGAGACUUAAUCCAAUCAGAAUCAAAUUGUGUUUGAAUGUGCU
Molecule: messenger RNA, 2548 nt
Organism: Nycticebus coucang (slow loris)
Lineage: Eukaryota; Metazoa; Chordata; Mammalia; Primates; Lorisidae
Gene: RAB39A
Product: RAB39A, member RAS oncogene family
Exons: 2
Coding region: 67-720 (217 amino acids)
Biological process (GO): Rab protein signal transduction
Cellular component (GO): Golgi membrane
Molecular function (GO): GTP binding; GTPase activity
Source: RefSeq, a predicted model, not a curated record